Eriocheir sinensis (Chinese mitten crab) is the source of this 1006-nucleotide messenger RNA. RefSeq lists its product as uncharacterized. Bases 87 to 809 code for a protein of 240 amino acids. NCBI's taxonomy places the organism in Eukaryota, Metazoa, Arthropoda, Malacostraca, Decapoda, Varunidae. The transcript is spliced from 2 exons. The record is from RefSeq and is a predicted model, not a curated record.
GGUUUAAUUGGACGUUGGGCCAGGAGUUGGCCAAGCAGUGCAACAAUGAUCAGUCUUCAUGGGAUCAGAAGCUGCCUGCGCUUCUCAUGGCCUACAGGUCUGCCGCCCACGAGACUACGGGGUAUUCACCGGCAAAGCUGAUGUUUGGACGUGAGCUGCGAUUGCCGGUGGACCUACUGACAGGAAGGCCUCCUGGGGAAAGCCUUCCAAGGGACGCCUCCAGUUUUGCCCGUCAACUAGAGGAACGGCUGGAAGAGGUGCACCAUCAAGUCCGAGGUGCCUUGAAGUUCUCCGGGGAGGCCAUGAAGCGCGGUUACAAUAUGAGGGCAAGCCACGUUGACUUCAAGGAAGGAGACCGAGUCUGGCUUUACAACCCGCAGAGGAAGAAAGGACAGUCUCCGAAGUUACAGAGCCCCUGGGAAGGCCCUUACACUGUGCUAGAACGCCUCUCCGACGUGACUUACCGAAUCCGGAGAACGGAAAAGACCAAGCCGAAAGUUGUCCACGUCAACCGCCUAUGGAGGUACCACGGUCCGGGAAACUACACCUGGAACAACUACAGACACCCAGCAGCCGACGAAAACGCAAGGGACGUCCAGGACCGAGAGGAGGUCGACGACGACGUAGGCCUCCUGGCCCUUUCAGCCGAGGGAGAUAACCUCCCGGCUUCGGCAGAUGUUCCAGGGACACCCCAAGAAGCGGACGACGACGAGGCGCACCAGGAGACAGACGCGCAGGAGGCAACGAACAGAAGACAGAGACAACGCAGACGUCCACAGCGAUACGACGAUUAUUAUGUUUUUGAUUAAUUCUCUUAUGUUUGUACAUAGUUAAGUGUGUGAUCGGGACGAUCACAAUUAAGAGGGGGGGAUAGUGUUGUGCUGGAAGCUUCCCCCGGCGACCAUAGGCCUCUAGAAGGCUCCCGGAGAAACGAGCAAAGGGGCGGGGAGCAAGGCGAGCCGUCCGCGCCCCACGGGGCGCGGCCAGGCGCCAGGCGGGAAGUGUU